Molecule: messenger RNA, 1834 nt
Organism: Aethina tumida (small hive beetle)
Lineage: Eukaryota; Metazoa; Arthropoda; Insecta; Coleoptera; Nitidulidae
Product: putative glucosylceramidase 4
Exons: 9
Coding region: 237-1775 (512 amino acids)
Biological process (GO): glucosylceramide catabolic process
Molecular function (GO): glucosylceramidase activity
Source: RefSeq, a predicted model, not a curated record
UUAUUGUUCAUGUCUAUUAACAAUUAUAUUUGCAACAUGUAAAUCAUACAAUUAUGUAACUAUUAACCUCGUCCAAGUGAUAAAAAUUGUAAUAAAUACGUCAAUGUACGCACGUAAUAAAUAUUUAUUCGUUAAUUUAUCCAUUUAAUGUUCAAGUCGAUACAUAAUUUUGAUUGCAGUGUUAUAAAUAUAGCAAACAUUCACAAAAAAAUUAUUUUUGUCUCGACUGCUUUGCCAUGAGAUUCAUUUCAAUUGUUUCCUUUUUUAUCUUAGUUCUUACGGUUGUUGGGCAAAAAUGUAAUGUAAGGGUGACAUCAGGCGGUAAGGUAUGUGUUUGUAACUCAACCUAUUGUGACUUCGAACCAAAAUGGCAGGCAGUACCUGGAAAGUACAGCAUAUACACGACCAGCAAAGAACGCCCCGGUUUUUCAUUGAAAACCAACGACUUCUCUCGAAAUCACUCCAAACCGGAACUUUGGACCGUCCACGUGGAACUGAAGGACAAAAGACAAAAAGUUAUAGGUUGGGGUGGCGCCUUCACAGACGCCACAGGCAUUAACAUCCACCAGUUGCCCAAAGGUGCCCAAGACAAUUUACUUAGAAGCUAUUUUGGAGAAGACGGAGUGGACUACAGCCUCUGUCGAGUACCGAUAGGAGGCACCGACUUCAGCACAAGGCCGUACUCUUACGACGACCAACUCGAUAGUGAAAAGUUGCCCAACUUCAAGCUCCAAAAGGAGGACUACGACCACAAAAUUCCUCUGAUUGAAGCUGCGAAGAAGUUGAAAAGUGGAAAGAUCCUGAAGUUGUUCGCCACCGCUUGGACGGCUCCUCCUUGGAUGAAGACCGACAACUCGUGGACCGGAGCUGGGUCACUCAAGGAGAAGUAUUAUCAAACGUGGGCGGACUAUCACGUCAAGUUUUUCGAGGCGUAUCAGCAGAACGGCAUCGAAUUUUGGGGGAUGACCACGGGCAACGAGCCUGAGGAUGGCUUUUUGCCUUCUAACAUUUCUAAAUUAAAUUCGAUGGCCUGGACUCCCUGGGGGAUGAACAAAUGGGUGAGUUGCAAUCUGGGUCCCACAAUCAGAGGAUCGAACUUCUCCCACCUUAAAAUAAUGCUGCACGACGACAAUAGGCCAGCUUUGCCCUUUCUACCUUUGCAACUAAACAAUCCGGGAACAGUAAAAUACGCCGAUGGUGUGGCCAUACAUUGGUACUCCGACAACUAUUUGCCAGACUUCUUUUUGGACUUCACCAUCUCAUCGUUGAAGCAACUGUUUUUAUUAGCAACUGAAGCAUGCAACGGUUUCCUCUACACCUGGCGCUUGGAAAAAGCCGUGGACUUGGGAAGCUGGCAAAGGGCAGCCAACUACGUCCGCAGCAUUUUACUGGACGUUAGUUACAGAGCUUCCGGUUGGGUAGAUUGGAACAUGGUGCUGAACCAAGAUGGUGGACCUUGUUACAUCAACAACAACGUGGAUUCACCCAUUAUUGCCAAUCAGACUGCCGGAGAAUUUUACAAACAACCCAUGUUUUAUGCCCUCGGACAUUUCUCUAAGUUCUGUCCACCGGAUUCGUUCGUACUUGAACACAAAGUGGGCAAGAAGCUGGUGAAUGUCAGCGCCAUGAGUUGCUUGAGGCCUGAUGAUAGUAUUGCUGUCUUCUUGUUUAAUUCGGGUGGUCGAAGUGUGCCACUCUUCGUUUGUGAUGGGAACAGGGUUGUUGAGGAGACAAUCGAAGCUGAUUCCAUUAACACCAUUCUUUGGAAGGUUUAAAUCUGUAUUUGUCUUGUAUUUGAUGUUACAUGGUGAAUAAAUAAAACAAAAAACUAUUU